Messenger RNA from Zalophus californianus (California sea lion), 2770 nucleotides. Its product is annotated as cytochrome b5 domain-containing protein 1. The transcript is spliced from 3 exons. NCBI's taxonomy places the organism in Eukaryota, Metazoa, Chordata, Mammalia, Carnivora, Otariidae. Bases 135 to 1004 code for a protein of 289 amino acids. The record is from RefSeq and is a predicted model, not a curated record.
CGCCCAGUGUUUGAUCUCGGUAGACGGUGGCCGGAAAGGGACAAUGGUUUCCAUGUCAGCGGACCAACGCGCUCGCGAGGGGGGGAAGAUGCAGUGAGUGAGUGUGUGCGUGCGUGCGUGCAGGCUGAGGGGCGAUGAAGCAACCAGAGAUGCUGGUGGCCGAGAGUGCAAGAGCCACGCCGCGCCGGGGCCUCGUGGGAGGGCCAGACUUUGAGUUUUUCCAGCGUCGCUAUUUCACGCCGGCCGAGGUGGCCCAACACAACGUGCCGGAAGACCUGUGGGUGUCCUACCUGGGCUCCGUGUACGACCUGACGCCGUUGGCUCACAAGUACAAGGGAGACCUGCUGCUAAAACCCAUCGUGGAAGUUGCGGGCCAGGACAUCAGCCACUGGUUCGAUCCGAAGACCAGAGACGUGAGUUGUGCGGGAACCCGGGGUGGGGCGGGGGUGUGGAAUGGGACCGCGGGGCCGCGGGAUGGGGCGGAAAGGCGGGAGCUGGCUGGAGUCGGAGGUCGUGACUGCCCCGAGGCCCCUCUCCCGAUCCCUGCGUUAAAGAUCCGCAAGCACGUCGAUCCGCUGACCGGUACCCUGAGAUACCGCACCCCCCGGGGCCGCUUUCUGCACGUCCCGCCUCAGCUGCCGCGUUCGGACUGGGCCAAUGAUUUCGGGAAGCCCUGGUGGCAGGGGGUGCAUUAUGAGGUGGGGCGGCUGUCUACCAAGACCCGCAACAUCCGCAUCAUUAACACGCUCACGUCGCAGGAGCACGCGCUGGAGGUGGGGGCCCAGGAAUCAAUGUGGGAAAUCCUGCACCGCUGUCUCCCCUUUAAUGCACAUGCUGCCAGCUAUACGUGGAAAUACGAGGGGAAGAAACUGAACAUGGAUUAUACCCUGGAAGAGAACGGGAUCCGGGACGAGGAAGAAGAAUUUGACUAUCUCAACAUGGACAGUACAGUCUACACACCUGCAAUACUGCUCUACUUCAACGACGACCUCACAGAGCUGUAGGGUGGGGACCAGUGCUUGUGUAGACACAGCUGAGUUCUGAGUUUGGCUGCAUCUGUGCCCUGUAGGUGGGGGAGGGGGCGGAGUGCUGGAUAAAGACCUCCAUUCCAUUCUGGGAACUGGCCUGUGGUUCCCGCGUCCUUCUCAAGUGUACAGGUCCUAUUUCCCAGUCCCACUGUGAUUUGCUCGACGUGAGGGAGAAUGCUAGAAGCACGUUCAUUAAUUCUCAGGAGUGACACGAGAAGAUGGAAGUAUCUUGGAUUGGGGAGACAGCCGGAGCUCAGGCAGAACUUUUUGACAGUCCGAGAAGGAGAAGCCCUGCACAGGGAUGCAGGAUGGGAGAACUUUUAUGGCAGUGAUGGGAACCGGGACGGCUGCAGGGAUUUCCACAGACAGGCACAGGAAGUGUCUAUUGCUGGCCACACAAAACCGGCUGAUCUGCCUUCUGAAGAGUCCUUGAUAGUUGGAACCCCAAAGGGAAGAAAGGAAGCGAAGGGUUAGGCAGUAGUUCAGGCUAGACCUUAUGCUGCGUGCUUCGUACGCCCUUUUUAAUACAGCUACUCUGUAAGUUGGGUGCCGUCACCACAAUUUUACACAGAAGUCUUUUUGAAGCUAAGAAAGAUUUUUUCCCUAUUUGGCUUUCCGUAAGUGAUUGAUGACGCCGGGCAGCAUCCCAUCCAGCAAGUAGAGGGGAGCUCCUGAAGCUCGGCAAAAUUUAGUAGCAGGAAGGCACACGAAUUUGUGGCCAGAAGGCAAACUCAAGUCUAAAUCCGAAGUUCGUGUUCUUUCACGGUAGAGAGAGGAUCUCACUGUCCUAGGCUCGUCCCAAAAGACAGCCACCAUGGGGGGCAGUGGCCAGAUUUGUCUCCUUUAACCCCAGCAGGGGAGGGGAAUGAGGAUGACAGGCAGCCCCCCCACCCGCGGAGUCCCCUACCCGCAGUGCCUCCUGCCAGAAACGCCCCUCUCUCCUAGCACCCCGGUCACUCUCCAAGGAGAUCCUAGCUCCUAAAUGCCUCUGGGAUGCACCCUCUUCCUCACUGCUUGUCCAGACCGCUGUGCAGACGUCGUCACCAGCCCCCCACUUCCGCAUCAGCCCCCCACCCCCCCACGCAGCCGUCCGAGUGAGCGCUGAGAACCAAACCCAGGCAUCUGACUUUCCUUCCUUCGGAGUCUUCAGUGGCUUCCGGGUGCUUUGGGAAUAAAGUCCUGUCCAUCUGAAGACGCUGCACGAACCGGCUGGUGCCCCCCUAGCGUGCCUCACCUGUGUUCCCUGGGUCGCAGCUGCUGGGGCUGCGUCCGUGACGCAGAGCCCUAACACACACCGUUCCCUCUGCCUCCACGCUCUUCCUCCCAUCCCCCACUUAGCUGACCCUAAAUGCUUCUUCCUCGGGAGCUCUUCUAAUUUCUUGGUGUAGAAAGCAAGAUUUUCCAUUGGAUCGUCUCUUAGCGUCACACUUAUUCCAGAGUACUUAUUCCAGUGUUGGUUUUAAGGUUACGGACGUGAGACAGCCAUCUGGGUCACCGCCGGAUUCCCAGCGUUGGGCGCACAGUUGCUGCUCAAUAAAUUUUGAUGGGCUGACCUCCAGUGUUGAGUGAAUUCAUCUGUCCAUAGUAACUAGUGUGGAUGGGACGCUGUGACCUGGGAGGCAAGGCCAAGACCAAGAAGGAGGACGUCCGUUGGCUGUGGCAACUUCUCUGGCCUGGUUCCCCUCAGAACAAGACCAAACCCCAGAGAGGCCUCCCUCUGCCCAGAUUUGGGGGGAAAUCCA